UCGCUGGUGUCCGUAUUUGAGCUUAUUCUCGUAUAGCGGAAGUGGGGUCGUUCUUUUCCCUGCAGAGUCUAACAUGGCAAGAGGACCGAAGAAGCACCUGAAGCGCGUCGCAGCGCCGAAGCACUGGAUGCUUGACAAGCUAACCGGAGUUUUCGCUCCUCGUCCUUCCACCGGUCCCCACAAGCUGAGGGAGUGCCUGCCCCUCAUCAUCUUCCUGAGGAACCGCCUCAAGUAUGCUCUGACAGGAGACGAAGUCAAGAAGAUCUGCAUGCAGAGGUUCAUCAAGAUCGAUGGCAAGGUCCGCACCGACAUCACCUACCCCGCUGGGUUCAUGGAUGUGAUCAGCAUCGAGAAGACCGGCGAACACUUCCGUCUGAUAUACGAUGUGAAAGGACGUUUUACUGUCCACCGCAUCCGCGAUCAGGAAGCUAAGUAUAAACUGUGCAAAGUGAAGAAAAUCAUCAUUGGCACUAAGGGCAUCCCCCACCUGAUUACCCACGAUGCCCGCACCAUCCGCUACCCUGACCCCCUCAUCAAGGUCAACGACACUGUUCGUAUUGACCUGGACACCGGCAAGAUCACAGACUUUGUCAAGUUUGAUACCGGUAACGUGUGCAUGGUCACUGGCGGUGCCAACUUGGGGCGUAUUGGUGUGAUCACCAACAGGGAGCGUCACCCUGGAUCUUUUGAUGUAGUGCAUGUGAAGGAUAGCACGGGCAACAGCUUCGCUACCAGACUCUCCAACAUCUUUGUCAUCGGCAAGGGCAACAAGCCGUGGGUGUCCGUGCCCCAAGGAAAGGGAAUCCGUCUGACCAUUGCAGAGGAGAGAGACAAGAGGCUGGCUGCCAAGCAAGGCAGCAGCUAAACCAACAACCUGACCCCUGGUUUCCAAUAAACUAUUUACAAAAUGGUC
Molecule: messenger RNA, 913 nt
Organism: Thalassophryne amazonica
Lineage: Eukaryota; Metazoa; Chordata; Actinopteri; Batrachoidiformes; Batrachoididae
Gene: rps4x
Product: ribosomal protein S4 X-linked
Exons: 7
Coding region: 74-865 (263 amino acids)
Biological process (GO): translation
Cellular component (GO): cytosolic small ribosomal subunit; ribosome
Molecular function (GO): RNA binding; structural constituent of ribosome
Source: RefSeq, a predicted model, not a curated record